Messenger RNA from Gamsiella multidivaricata, 1319 nucleotides. Its product is annotated as scamp family-domain-containing protein. Gene Ontology annotation, biological process: protein transport. NCBI's taxonomy places the organism in Eukaryota, Fungi, Mortierellomycota, Mortierellomycetes, Mortierellales, Mortierellaceae. The transcript is spliced from 5 exons. Gene Ontology annotation, cellular component: trans-Golgi network membrane; recycling endosome membrane. Bases 219 to 1148 code for a protein of 309 amino acids. The record is from RefSeq and is a predicted model, not a curated record.
CUUCCUUCUCAUCCCAACCCCCUCCCUUUCGCUGUCCCCCACCACCGCUCAUUUCCUUUGACAUCACUGCUCUUCUUCCAUAUCAUCCCAGGCUCUCCAUCUCGAUUCACUCAUCGAACAGUCUAAAGGAUCCUACAAUCGAUUUCCAGGCACACUAUCGCACUAUACUGCACACAUACAACACAGCAGCAAUAACUUGGUUAGAGCAGGAACCCAGGAUGUCUUCUCAGAACCCCUUUGAACACGCCGAGUACAGACAGGCUAACCCCUUCGAGGAUACGAACCAGAUCCAGGCCGAUGUUCCGUUAACAGAGGGAAAGUCAGAGGUCGGACAGGACUACACUUCCUACACCCAGUAUGGAGACAGUCAGUCUUCUGUCUAUCAGACCACCUCAACGAUCCCUGCAGAGGACCCCAAGAUCGCCGCCAAGGCUGCAGAGCUCCGCCGUCGAGAGGAGGAGCUCGCCGCCAGGGAGCGUGAGAUUCAGGCAGCCCAGGCGGAGGCGGACCGUGUCCGCACCCAGGGCAAAAACAACUUUCCCAAGUUCUAUCCCCUCAUCUACAUGUCCAUCCCAGCAGAGAUUCCAAAAGCACACCAGUCGACAGUCAGGUUCUUGUACAAUAUUUGGCUUGCUCUCCUCGGAACACUGGCCCUGAAUUUUCUGGCUUGUAUGCUGAUGCUCCUUGCAGGCAUUCCAAACGGCGCGGCGGACAUGGGAGUGUCACUCGGCUACUGCUUUACUAUUACGGCGGCGUCAUUCCUGUUGUGGUAUCGCCCCGUAUACAAUGCCUUCAUGAAGGAGAUGUCGAUGUACUAUUACUUCUACUUCAUCUUCAAUGGAUUCCACAUCCUCUUCUCCUUCUACAUGGCUCUCGGAUUCCCAUCGACUGGUUCUGCUGGUCUUAUCAACAUGAUCCAGGUCUUCAAUGGACAUCACAUCUUUGCAGGCAUCCUCUGCGUAUUCUCGACGGCUCUCUGGUUUGUCCAAGGCUUUGGCAACUUGUUUUUUUACCGCCAGGUUCACCAGCACUAUAACCAGCAGGGACAUACCUUUGACCAGGCCAAGGCUCAGGUCACCUCGUCCGCUGUCCGUAGUGAGGCUGUUCGGAAUGCUGCCUGGACCGCCGCAACCAAUAACAGAGUUUAAGAGGCAGCGUGCGUUGUGCUGGCCACCACCUUAUCGUCCUCCAACAUCCAUUUCUGAUAUCCCGCUCUUUAUGGGCUUACAACAUAACAUUGACAUAGCACUCACCUGGAAUAAAAAAAAAAAUAACAAUAAAAGACAGCAUUCUUCAAGUUGCGCUGGACUUGAUCGCAC